AUGGAUGCUGAUAUACGUUAUAGGGGACGACACCUGAGCUACCAGCGUGGAAAGCGCGUCACCAACCCUAACACAAGUCUCAUCAAGCUCGAGGGUGUCGAGGACUCCAAGGCCGCUACCUUCUACUCCGGCAAGAAGGUCGCUUUCGUCUACAGAGCCAAGCGCGAGGUCAGAGGGUCGAAGAUCAGAGUCAUCUGGGGCAAAGUCACCCGGCCACACGGAAACUCUGGCGUGGUUCGCGCACAGUUCAGACACAACCUACCCCCCAAGUCGUUCGGUGCGUCUGUCAGAGUCAUGCUUUACCCAUCCUCGAUCUAG
Messenger RNA from Microsporum canis CBS 113480, 318 nucleotides. Its product is annotated as 60S ribosomal protein L33. The record is from RefSeq and is a predicted model, not a curated record. The transcript is spliced from 4 exons. Bases 1 to 318 code for a protein of 105 amino acids. Gene Ontology annotation, biological process: cytoplasmic translation; ribosomal large subunit biogenesis. Gene Ontology annotation, cellular component: ribosome; cytosolic large ribosomal subunit. Lineage: Eukaryota; Fungi; Ascomycota; Eurotiomycetes; Onygenales; Arthrodermataceae. Gene Ontology annotation, molecular function: structural constituent of ribosome.